GGCGUCUGUAUUUGCCUCUGGCGUUUGGUACAAGAGGUCGAGGGUGGCGUCUUCGUAGUAGUCGAGUUCCUUGAUCAGGCCUUCAACUUCGGCCAGGGCAUCCUCAUUUUCGCCGUCUUCGGCAUCGACACUGAGCUGAUUGUCACGCCCAUCUCACGAUUAUUGACAGACUACUGUCUGAGCAAGGUCUUCUCGUUUACCGACUUUCAUGACUGGUUGUGGGCGCGCCACCUGACUAAGUCUCGCGAAGCCACACUCUCCCUUCUCCUGGCUCUUGAAGAGGCCGGCAUUGUUCGCCGUCUGAAUCCCAUUUCAGGUCCGGCUCUAUUUCGAAAUCCCUCCUCCAUCGGUACCGAGGACCGGUUGAAUUUCAAAAAGCGGGCCUCCCUGUUUCAAUAUCUUGCUCGAUAA
Dibothriocephalus latus is the source of this 411-nucleotide messenger RNA. The record is from the annotation of a GenBank genome assembly. Lineage: Eukaryota; Metazoa; Platyhelminthes; Cestoda; Diphyllobothriidea; Diphyllobothriidae.